GAGAGGAUACGGCCCCAAGGCCCGAGAACAAGGAGACUCAACGAAGACACUUGGCUUCCUUCGUGAAUCUUCAGCAAGAGCGUUGUAUUAAUAGAAUAACGAGCUGGAUAAGAAAACUUGCAUUGCCCGCUAUGUUAUGGCGAUCGACGAGGUCGCACAGGAUCGUCUGACUCAGAGCUAGGCACAGAUUUGGUCUUGUGUGGCAGCCAGGACACCACUUGUCAGGUCGAACAUUGUACGUAGGGCUCCCGUCUCGGCAAUAAAUCCCCUUCCUUCUGCUACAUUCAAGGCGGACACUCUGCUGUUUGGGUUUCCACUUCAUCCGGUUUCCUUGAAGCUGUCGUUGCUCCGAAGAGAAAGAUUCUGACUUAAAUUUUGAUGUGCGGUACGCGAAAGAUGGAUCAGAAGGUCGUACUGCCUUUGUGUUUGCUGCUCGCCAUCUGCACCAUCCAUGCAGCGGCUUUUCCUGCGCUAGAUACUCCGGAGUAUACUGUGUUGAAGGAAGAAGGUGAUUUUGAAGUCCGUUUGUACAAUGAGAGUGUGUGGGCUGUUGCCAUGGUAGACGAUUUUUCAUUUGUGCAUGCAACACAGGCUGGAUUCCACAGGCUCUUUGAGUAUAUCGAAGGUGGCAAUCACAACUGGACAAGAGUGCCGAUGACAUCCCCCGUGGUGACAGGGAUUGUUCCCUCCGCUGGGCCGUUCUGUUCGUCUGCCUUUGCCGUGCGGUUUUACGUUCCUCCGAAGUUUCACAAGGCGCCGCCAACUCCUCUCGAGGAACUUGACCUCACUUUCGAGCGCUGGGGCAAGCGAACCGUUGCAGUGAGGACAUUCUCCGGAUAUGCAAUGGACUUCAACGUGGCUCAAGAGGCUGAGAAGCUCUCUAUCAGCUUGGGAAGCUCAGAUUUUGCCAAGGAUGCUACUUAUCCUAUCGAGGGGCUGGAUUCUUACGCCAUUGCUCAGUACAGCAGUCCAUUUCAGAUUUUCAAUCGCAAGAACGAAGUGUGGGUCAACAUCAAGUUGGAUAAGUCGGCUGAGAGUCUGAGUGCAAAGUAGAUAAAGCCACUCGUAGAGCGGUCUUCGCGAAGGUGGAACAUGCCGUGUACUAUAACUUUUGUCAAUACGAUACGAGACAACGACUUCUGAUGCAAAGUGAGACAGUCAGUCCAUGUAGGCGAGUAAGUGCUGGACUCAUCCCUUAGGAGAAUGGGCGCCUGCGUGCAUUAAAAGCCAACAAAUGUUAGUUUCGAAACAUAAUAUAUAGAUGAGGACUUUAGCAAACUGGUCUUCGGUACCAAUGUGCGUACACUCCGUAUGACUAGUGUGCAUUGGAGUUACCGGUUGUGCUAUGGAUCAUGAGUGGGGAAUAGUAUCCUUGGUUUUUCAUGAUUUGCAGGUAGAACCGCAUGCAAGAUUAAAUUUGUGUGGGUGAGAACUGUUUUCAAAUUGAGACGGAAGGAAUCUUUUGUGUCCACAAAUACCACCAGAAACUUAAAAGAUGUUCCUCAUAUUCAUACUGUGUGUCAAG
This is a messenger RNA of Marchantia polymorpha subsp. ruderalis, 1525 nucleotides long. Lineage: Eukaryota; Viridiplantae; Streptophyta; Marchantiopsida; Marchantiales; Marchantiaceae. The record is from the annotation of a GenBank genome assembly.